Messenger RNA from Zootoca vivipara (common lizard), 710 nucleotides. Its product is annotated as thymosin beta-15A homolog. Gene Ontology annotation, molecular function: actin monomer binding. The record is from RefSeq and is a predicted model, not a curated record. Gene Ontology annotation, biological process: regulation of cell migration; actin filament organization. Gene Ontology annotation, cellular component: cytoplasm. NCBI's taxonomy places the organism in Eukaryota, Metazoa, Chordata, Lepidosauria, Squamata, Lacertidae.
CGCCGCAGCCCAGAGAGGCGAGGGGACUACACUUCCCGGCGUGCCGCGCGGCUCGACGCCAGCUUUAAAAGGCCGCCCCGGACACGUUGCCUUCGGAGAGCGCGGUGCGGAUCAUCAGUUCGAGGGUUGGAGUUCUCGAGUUGUUUUCUCGCUUCCCUGUGGCCAAGAUGUGUGACAAACCCGACCUCUCCGAAGUGGAGAAGUUUGAUAAGAAGAAGCUCAAGAAAACCAACACGGAGGAGAAGAACACACUUCCUUCCCAGGAGACCAUCGAACAGGAGAAGGAGUCUGCGAAGUGCUCAUAGAGAAGGCCUCUCCGCAUGGAAACAUCCACGUCCUUCCUCCCUUUUUUUUAAUUAAGCGAGGGGUUUUUGUAAUACAAUGAUGUCUGUUGUGUAUGUUGAGCAAUGCAGCCUCCUCUCUAGCUGCUUCAGGGGGCCUUGAAGACCUGCCCCCUCCCCAUUACUUCCUGUUUGGGGGCUGCCAAAGGGGUGGGGCAAAGGAUGCCAAGAAUGAAAAGAGUUCUGGGGCUCACAGGGCCCACCCGCAAAUCCCCCUCCUUCCUCUUCCCACACGCAGCAGCUCCACCAGCCGAGCUCUUCAAAGUGUCACUUCCUCAAACCUCUUUCAGCAGCUUUCCUUGAUUUGUUUUUGCUAGAAAUGAAAUGGGGAAAUACCUAUGAAAAAUAAACAAACACGAACUCCUUCAA